GGGUCUGUCCCUGUCAUUUCAGUUGGGCCACGUGGUCCUCUCCCCAGUCUGGUUCCUCUAUAACCUGCUCAUGAAGCUGUUCCAGCGCUCCACCCCGGCCAUCACCCUUGAGAGCCCAGACAUCAAGUACCCACUGCGGCUCAUCGACAAGGAGGUGAUCAGCCACGACACCCGGCGGUUCCGCUUUGCCCUGCCGUCACCCCAGCACGUCCUGGGCCUCCCCGUCGGCCAGCACAUCUACCUCUCAGCUCGGAUCGAUGGAAACCUGGUCAUUCGGCCCUACACUCCCGUCUCCAGCGAUGACGACAAGGGCUUUGUGGACCUGGUCAUCAAGGUUUACUUCAAAGACACCCAUCCCAAGUUUCCUGCUGGAGGAAAGAUGUCUCAGUACCUGGAAAGCAUGAAGAUUGGAGACACCAUUGAGUUCCGGGGCCCGAACGGGCUGCUGGUCUACGAGGGCAAAGGAAAGUUUGCCAUCCGUCCAGACAAGAAGUCCAACCCUGUUAUCAAGACGGUGAAGUCUGUCGGCAUGAUCGCAGGAGGGACCGGCAUCACCCCGAUGCUGCAGGUGAUCCGCGCCAUCAUGAAAGACCCACAUGACCCCACCGUGUGCCACCUCCUGUUUGCCAACCAGACUGAGAAGGACAUCCUGCUGCGGCCCGAGCUGGAGGAACUGAGGAACGAACAUUCUGCUCGCUUCAAGCUCUGGUACACCGUGGACAGAGCCCCUGAAGGUAAAUACCCAAAAGUGGAAUUGCUGGAU
This is a messenger RNA of Ailuropoda melanoleuca (giant panda), 763 nucleotides long. RefSeq names its product cytochrome b5 reductase 3 (gene CYB5R3). The record is from RefSeq and is a predicted model, not a curated record. Gene Ontology annotation, molecular function: oxidoreductase activity; FAD binding. The transcript is spliced from 8 exons. Gene Ontology annotation, cellular component: mitochondrion. NCBI's taxonomy places the organism in Eukaryota, Metazoa, Chordata, Mammalia, Carnivora, Ursidae. The annotation marks the transcript as partial.